CUUUAGCUUUGGGACUACACUGAAAAGUAGGAUUGUGAGUUUUUUUGUGUGAGAGGAACACAUGAGAAAAAGAGAGACAGAAGAAGGAAGAUGGGUGGUCCAAAGAGACAUCUCAAGGAUUAAAGAAGGAUGUGGAGCAACAAAAGACCGAUUUCAACUAAGCUGACCUGGACACAAACAGAAAGAGAGGGAAGACAAAGUAGAGGUGCACAGAAGACAGAGGAUUUGCCUGAACAAGAACAAGAACGAGCCGUCAGGCUGAUAACUGAGGAGGCAUGUCUUACUCACCCAAGGAGGAAGAGAAACAGUAAAGUCAAAUCAGACAGGAGGAAAGAGGGGGGUGGGGGGUGGAGGGAUAAAACGAAACAUAAGAAAGCACAGAGGCAAAAGAUUAACACCAUUCAGAGAGAGAGAGAGAGAGCGUGUGUAAGGUACAGCGAGAGGAGAACGAGCCGACAGAGGGAGGUUGAUAGAAAAGAGAUAACGGGUGUUUAGAAAGGUGAAGCAACGCAGAGAAAGGGACAGAAGGUGAGGGGGCGAGUGGGUGAAGUUAGCAGGAAGGGAGAGGUAUGAGGGAACUGAGUUCACAUAUCUCUUUGAUCUUCAUUCUCCUCUGUUUGGGGAGCCUGCUGACCACUGUCACCUGGUACAUACUUGACAAUGAUGUGGAACCUUACAAACCACCUCCUCAAAAAAAAAGCCCUGGCAAGCUUUGUAAAGACUGCAGGGCAAUUAUCAACAAAGUAAAAGAAAGUUACUCUCAAACCUGGAGGAGGCAAGAGGACAAUUACCAAAAGUUUAGAUCUCAGCUGAGAACCAAGUGCAAUGGCUUCGAUAAGGCGAUCAUCACCCAGGCCAACACUCCUAUUGGAACAAAGCUUGUAUACGACGGGGAAAAGAAAAGGACCCUCCUGGUGAACUCUGAGAUUUUCAGCACCUUUGCAAAGGAGCAUCCUUUCUUAAAUAAAACAUGGGACACGUGCGCUGUUGUCGGGAACGGAGGGAUCUUGACCGACAGCAAGUGUGGAAAGACGAUCGAUUCAGCUCAGUUUGUUAUGAGGUGCAAUCUACCACCUUUGAAAGAUGGCUAUGAGAAACAUGUGGGCAUGAAGACUGAUCUUGUGACAGCGAACCCGAGCAUCCUCUUUGAGAAGUAUGGGGCUCUAAUGGGUCGUCGCCGUCCGUUUGUGGAGAGUCUGCAAACCUACGGAAACUCCCUGCUUCUCCUUCCCGCCUUUUCCUUUGGCCACAAUACUCCUGUGUCCCUGCGGGUCGUCUACGCCAUUGAGGAUUUUAAAAGCCCUACUCGUCCCGUCUUCUUCAACCCUGAGUACCUUCAGAGUCUGGCUGCCUUCUGGCGCAGCCAGGGCCUAAAAGCAGGACGGCUCAGCACCGGUUUGAUGAUGGUUAGCAUAGCACUGGAAGUCUGUAACAAUGUGCAACUGUAUGGGUUCUGGCCCUUUAGUAAUCACCCACACGAACUCUAUUCCCUGACUAAUCACUACUAUGAUAACAUGAAGGCUAAGGCAAUCCACGCCAUGCCUACUGAGUUUAACCUUUUGCUGCAGCUGCACACUCAGGGCGUGCUCAAACUUCACCUGGGAAAUUGUUGACCAUGUGCAAAGUAGUUCUCAGACCUGGGGACAGCUGACAGCUCAGGAGCACAGUGCCUUCUCUGUAGCCUCUGGAUGAAGCCAGUCACUCAUGAAGUCAUUCAUGAACUUUUGAAUGAAUGGAUGUAUCUAUUUUGGAUGAUGACAUGGAGGAAUUGGGUCCAAGCAAGGUGGAUGCAGAAACUUAUAGUUAAUACUAAGCUGGCCUAUCAGCAACCAAGACAUUUGCACUGAAAUCAAAACGCACCAACCAUAAGACUGUAAAAAUCCUGCAAACAGUCUUGCAGUGUAUUUACAGCUGUAUUUAUUACUACAAAUGUUCCAGCUGGAAUCUAGAGGGAGUUAUUUUGAUUUAACUGGGAAGCCUUUGUGAGGCCUUGGUGGGGGGUUUAUAUUGUAGUGCCUUAUUUGAUUGAUCAUGGGAAGUUUUAGAUCAAGCUGAAUGUAAUUUUAAGAAAAUCAAAUACCUCCUUUACUCAAAGAUUGUCUGGCUGUGAAAACUCUAACAUCUUAUGAAAGCACCAGCACAUUGAAUGUAAAGAAUCUUUUUUGACAUUUUUGUUAAAAAGCACAUCAGACAUUUAACCACUUUGAAAAAUAUUACGGUACCUUUACAUACUGAUCACACUAUUGUUAUAUACAGCCGGUGCUGGGAGUGGAUGGGAUCAUUUCUGCUCGCUUGUUUUAAUUCCGUUUGACUGACGCUGGUGGAUGUGGUGCAAGGGAAGGGUAAAGGGUUGUUUCCCAGAAGCCUUGACUGGAAACCAUCAUGCUUGCAACUCUGUAGGCUGUGGUUAUCAGAUGACCAUAAAUGAGCGUUGAAGGCAAGGACUAAACAGGUAAAUAAUAUCACUUGUAAACACAUUCAGGAGAUCUUUUCUCAUUGAGUCAAAACUUGUGAGGGUCUUAUUCAACUGGGAGUAUUACCAGUCACUCUCAUACUUUUAAGUCUUACAGUGACUUUUUGGUGUCAUAGAGAUAAAUUAUGUACGAGAUGUAGGUGACCAAACUUGAGAACUCCUGGUGAGUUAAUUUUGUGAAUGUUUUGUAAUUUUGUUUUGUUUUGUUGUUUUGUAAACAACACGAGGUGAGAGGGAAAAUGAAG
Thunnus maccoyii (southern bluefin tuna) is the source of this 2718-nucleotide messenger RNA. RefSeq names its product ST8 alpha-N-acetyl-neuraminide alpha-2,8-sialyltransferase 6 (gene st8sia6). Lineage: Eukaryota; Metazoa; Chordata; Actinopteri; Scombriformes; Scombridae. The coding region runs from base 570 to 1613 and encodes 347 amino acids. Gene Ontology annotation, biological process: N-glycan processing; oligosaccharide metabolic process. The transcript is spliced from 7 exons. The record is from RefSeq and is a predicted model, not a curated record. Gene Ontology annotation, molecular function: alpha-N-acetylneuraminate alpha-2,8-sialyltransferase activity.